Messenger RNA from Achroia grisella, 3338 nucleotides. It is a transcript of the gene flfl, whose product is annotated as serine/threonine-protein phosphatase 4 regulatory subunit 3. Bases 184 to 2586 code for a protein of 800 amino acids. Gene Ontology annotation, biological process: protein dephosphorylation; DNA damage response. Gene Ontology annotation, molecular function: protein phosphatase activator activity. The transcript is spliced from 10 exons. Gene Ontology annotation, cellular component: protein phosphatase 4 complex; nucleoplasm. The record is from RefSeq and is a predicted model, not a curated record. Lineage: Eukaryota; Metazoa; Arthropoda; Insecta; Lepidoptera; Pyralidae.
CAUUUUCGAAGCGUUGUUGUGAAUCCAAUAUGGCGAUAUUUGAUGUUACACUAUUUUGAAGUUUCAGAAGUGCAUAUGAUUUUAUACAAAUGGGAGUUAAAUAAUCUAUUAUUCGGGUGCAAUAGAUUAGCGCCUUGAUAAUUGAUUCAAUUGUUGAAUAUACUCGUUAGAGCGCUGACUAUCAUGACAGACACGAAACGAAGGGUAAAGCUUUACGCUCUGAACGCUGACCGACAAUGGGAUGACAGAGGAACGGGACACGUUACGUCGUGUUGUGUGGAAAGAUUGAAGGGUACUGCCCUGCUGGUGAGGGCAGAAUCUGAUGGUUCCCUUUUGCUGGAAAGCAAAAUACAACAGGAUACAGCAUACCAAAAACAACAAGACACACUUAUAGUUUGGUCAGAAGGUGACAACUUUGAUUUAGCACUAAGUUUUCAAGAAAAAGCAGGCUGUGAUGAAGUUUGGGAAAAGAUAUGUCAGGUGCAAGGGAAAGAUCCAUCAGUUGAAAUCACACAAGAUAUUGUUGAAGAAUCAGAAGAUGAGAGAUUUGAUGAAAUGUCAGAUAAUGUACAGCCAGUAGAGUUGCCAACAUGUGAGAUGGGACGUCUAGAAGACAUCAGUGAACUUGUCAACAGUUGCUUGGUGUCACCUGCACGCAAAGACAAACUUGCAGCUGCAUUAGAAAGCCAGCAUUAUAUAAAAAAAUUACUUAAUCUAUUUCAUAUGUGUGAAGAUAUAGAAAAUAUUGAAGGAUUGCAUCAUCUUUAUGAAAUUUUCAAAAGUAUAUUUCUUCUAAAUAAAAAUGUGCUUUUUGACACAAUGUUUGCUGAUGACACUAUAUUUGAUGUGGUCGGCUGUUUAGAGUAUGACCCGAGUUUGCCACAACCUAAAAAGCACAGAGAAUAUCUUCGGGAACUAGCAAAGUUUCGUGAGGCAAUCCCUAUUAAGAAUCAAGAUUUGUUAGCGAAGAUACAUCAAACAUACAGAGUACAGUAUAUUCAAGAUAUUGUCUUGCCUACACCAACAGUUUUUGAGGAUAAUUUGCUUAGCACAUUAUCUAGUUUUAUAUUUUUCAAUAAGGUAGAAAUAGUGAAGCUUAUAGAAGAAGAUGAGAAAUUUUUAACUGAUUUGUUUAAACUUCUUAUGGAUGACAAAACUCCAGACACAAAGAGACGUGACUUAGUUUUAUUUUUAAAGGAAUUUUGCAAUUUUUCACAAAAUCUACAACCUCAAGAUAAGGAUACAUUUUAUAAAACCCUAGUUUCACUAGGCAUUCUGCCAGCAUUAGAGAUAACUCUAAGUAUAGAUGAUCAGAAGACGAAGACUGCAUCUAUAGAUAUUUUAACUUAUAUAGUGGAGUUUUCACCCUCUGUUGUGAGGGAUUAUACAUUACAACAUGCUAACAACACAGAAGAGGAACAUAUGCUGCUAAACAUAGUAAUAGAGCAAAUGCUUCGGGACCGUGACCCUGAACUUGGAGGUGCAGUACAACUGAUGGGGGUGUUACGUAUUCUCCUUGAUCCUGAAAGUAUGCUUGCAUCUGUUAACAAGAGUGAAAAGGCAGAUUUUCUUAAUUUCUUCUAUAAACACAGUAUACAGACCCUUAUAGCUCCAUUACUAGAAAAUACGACAGGAGAUAAACCAUUGAGGGAAGAUUAUCACACCGUACAACUAUUGGGACUUGUCUUGGAAUUACUAUCUUUUUGUGUUGAACAUCAUACAUACCAUAUCAAGACCUGCAUAUUGAAUAAGGAUCUUCUACGCCGCAUACUUGUGCUCAUGCGAUCCACGCACACAUUCCUGGUGCUGGGCGCGCUUAGGUUUAUGAGGAAAAUAAUUGCGCUCAAAGAUGAAUAUUAUAACAGGUACAUCAUAAAAGGAAAUCUUUUUGCACCCGUUGUUGAUGCAUUUCUGCGGAACAAUGGCAGAUAUAAUUUACUGGACUCUGCUGUAUUAGAAUUAUUUGAAUUUAUCAAGUUAGAAGACAUCAAGUCACUUUGUUCGCAUGUUGUGGAAAAUUAUGGGAAAAUCUUAGAAGAUGUGGAAUACGUACAGACAUUCAGAAGUUUAAAGAUGCGGUAUGAUCAGCACCAGGACAAAUUAACGAAAGAGAGAGAAAGAGUUAGCGGCAGUGUGGGUGUGGCGGAGGCGGUGGUGCCGUCAUUGCUGCGUACGCGGUAUAGGCGCGAGGCGCGCGCGCCCGACGACGAGGAGGAGAUGUGGUUCAAUGACGAGGACGAGUUGGACGACGAAGCGCCGCUCGACGCCGCCCAACCGCACGCGCAUGCGCACGCUCACACGCACCACUCCCUAGACGCCAUCGGGAAAAUUGUGGAAAAGAAAGUGUGCUCAAGUCCAGAAAACGCAAACGGUCCGAGCAGAGUGUUACUGAGCACGACUGCAGCCAGCAAGCCUACGCACACUGAUGUUCAGGUAUCUUCGCCCAGAUUACUCAAUAAGGGUCUGGUGGAUUACGACGGGGACUCUGAUGAGGAGGAGGAAGGCGGCGGGGGCGGAGGUGGCGGCGGCGGUGGCGGCGGCGGCAGCGGCGAAGAGCGCGACGCCAAGCGACCGCGCCUGGCGUAGUGCUCGCGUGCAUUCCGCUCUCCCUGCAUACUAGUUUCAAGGAAUAUAACUGAGCUCUCCGCCCCGCCUCGCUACUGUGCAUUACCCAGUGACGCGAAGGAAUACCGUAAGAAAACGUUGUGGUAUUCCAGGAAUAGGGCGUGUUAACGAGAUGACAACACGGUUUGACUGAGCUAUAUAAACAAACAUUGAAUUUUCUUCAUAUGAUGUUGUGAGAGAAGUCAUUCUUGUUUUGUAUCAAAACGUGAUGUCGAGUCCGUGGAUCAGAUUAUAUGGAUUUUUAUUUUGUAUCUAGAAAUAUUGAGACAAAACUAGCAUUAAAUAUGUGUUAAAUAUAAUAUCUGGUGAGCCAUAUAGACGGAUCCAUCUCGACUUAUCAUCUCUUUAAAAUACCCUCGAACAGGGAUGCAAGGUUGUGUUAACUAAAGAUAAAAAUUCUAAUGAAAUUAAUUUCAUAUGUGAAUUUUUAUUUUUCUAUUUUUGGUAAUUUAUUAUUACAUUUAUUUAUUAUUCAAAAUGUGUAUGGUGUAAUUGGAGACCAAAAAUUUACAUGUAAUAGUCAAUUUUAUGUGUGAAAUCUGAGAAAUUAGUUACUUGAAAAAAAAAUACUUUAGAAUUGUUUUAGUACGUUUGAUACAAAGCUAGCAUUUUCGAACAUCAUUGAACAUAUGAAGUUAAUGCAACAUUGAGAGUCCUACACGAAUAGCUGCUAGACUGUACUUUUAGUCGGGUUACGUCCAUUUUAUGUAAAU